GAUAAUCCAAAUUAUAAAAUUACAGCUCUGCUGGAUCAUAUGGCAAUGAUAACAGUACAAUCAGAUCGUUAUGGAGUUUUUGAUUGCAAGCCUUUAGGCCUAAUUUGGGCUCAUUUUCCAGAGUUUUACAGUCCCAAAAACACUAUAAUGUUUGAUGACUUGCGAAGGAACUUUGUGAUGAACCCACAAAAUGGGUUGGUUAUAAAGCCAUUCAGGAAGGCACACGCGAACCGAAGCACUGAUCAGGAGCUCAUGAAGCUUACUCAAUAUUUGCUUGCCAUUGCAGAUCUUGAUGACUUAAGCGUUCUUGAUCAUAAGAACUGGGAGUCCUUUAAUGAGGAUAAUUUCAAGAGACGCCGACAUGCCUAAGCGUCUGGCAAUUUCUGAAAUCAACGAAAACCUGUUUGUGUUGUUAGACAAUACAAAAAGAAAUGUAUCCAUUCUGUUCCAUUACAAGGAGAAAACUGAACAUUUCUGAUGUA
This is a messenger RNA of Nicotiana attenuata, 482 nucleotides long. Its product is annotated as ubiquitin-like domain-containing CTD phosphatase. The coding region runs from base 40 to 369 and encodes 109 amino acids. The record is from RefSeq and is a predicted model, not a curated record. The transcript has 2 exons. NCBI's taxonomy places the organism in Eukaryota, Viridiplantae, Streptophyta, Magnoliopsida, Solanales, Solanaceae.